AUGAUCUCGUCCAGCCCUCUUAUCUUGACUGCCAUUCUGGCCGGUACUGGCGCUCUUGGCUCAGCCCUGCCCCCCAACGCCAAGGUCGGUACCACGGUCCUGAACCGGGAUGAGGGUACUUCAGGCCGUGCUUCGUUGACGCAGAUCCGCAACCCUAACCAUGCGUUCAACGGAGCACUGUCAGUCUACAAGACAUAUCUGAAGUACAACGCUCCGAUCCCGCAGUAUCUGAAGGACGCCGUUGCCAACUUCACCCUGUCUCGCCGAGACACCGGCAGCGCCACGACGACGCCCAUCGACUCGUUUGACAACGCGUACAUCACGCCCGUCUCUAUCGGCACCCCUCCGCAGACCUUGAACCUGGACUUUGACACUGGCUCAUCUGACCUCUGGGUCUUUAGCAGCGAGACCCCAAGCUCGGAGAGAAAUGGCCAGAACAUCUAUGACCCUGGCAGCAGCAGCACCGCAAACCAAAUGUCUGGCUACACCUGGUCCAUCUCGUAUGGCGAUGGCAGCUCAUCCAACGGCGAUGUGUACCAAGAUCAGGUGACCGUCGGUGGCCUGACCGUUGCCCAGCAGGCGGUUGAGUCCGCCCAGCAGGUCUCCUCAUCCUUCACUAGCCAGAGCGCCAUUGACGGGCUUCUCGGCCUCGGCUUCGACAGCCUGAACACUGUUUCUCCCCAGAAGCAGCCUACCUGGUUUGAUAGCAUCAAGCCCUCUCUUGACGCGCCCCUCUUCACUGCUGAUCUCAAGUACCAUGCUCCCGGCACAUACAACUUUGGUUACAUUGACAGCUCUGCAUACACUGGCGACAUUACUUACACCAGCGUCAACACCAACCCGGGCUAUUGGACCUUCACCUCGUCCGGCUACGCCAUCGGCACGGGAUCCUUUUCCAGCUCCAGCAUCAGCGGCAUCGCUGACACAGGCACCACCCUGCUGUACCUGCCCACCAGCAUCGUGCGCGCCUACUACGCCAAGAUCAGAGGCUCUUCUAACAGCAACACCUACGGCGGCUAUGUCUUCCCCUGCAGCGCAACCGUGCCCAGCUUCACCUUUGGCGUCGGCUCCGCCAGGAUCACCAUCCCUGGUACCUUCAUCAACUACGGCCCGGUGCAGACGGGCAGCUCGACCUGCUUCGGCGGCAUGCAGUCCAGCUCCGGUGUCGGCAUCAAUAUCUUUGGCGACGUUGCUCUCAAGGCCGCCUUUGUCGUCUUCAAUGGCGGCUCGCCCCCAACUCUCGGUUGGGCCUCCAAGCCUCUAUGA
Messenger RNA from Thyridium curvatum, 1266 nucleotides. RefSeq lists its product as uncharacterized. NCBI's taxonomy places the organism in Eukaryota, Fungi, Ascomycota, Sordariomycetes, Thyridiales, Thyridiaceae. The record is from RefSeq and is a predicted model, not a curated record. Bases 1 to 1266 code for a protein of 421 amino acids. Gene Ontology annotation, biological process: proteolysis. The transcript is spliced from 2 exons. Gene Ontology annotation, molecular function: aspartic-type endopeptidase activity.